CGACGUCAUGGUCCAGUUCGUUUGCAGUCGCCGUACUUGUCAUUUCGAGGUGUCGAGAUAAAGCGGCAAAGAGCAAUCUUGGCGCGCUGAGCGCUGUGAACCGCAGAUUGCGCAGACGAGUGCUGGGGGACCUGCAGCACCCAUUACAGUGACCAGUCCAAGGACGCGCCAUACAAACACCAAGGUGUCGCCUCGCUAGCCACGGGUUUUUACGUCGCUUUAUCCAGGUUCAGCCGCGUUCGCAUGUACCUACAGCUUGUGGUCAAGCGAGGCAUGGCGCAAACACGGUGUAGCGACGAUCGAGUCGUCGUGGUACGAUGUUUGCUGUCGGCUCGAGACGCUGCUCGUGUCUAGCCCCUUGGCGCUUUUCCCGAGUACUUCAUUUCCACUUUUGCUUGCUUUAAGAAGCGACACGAUGGCAGGUCCGUUUCUAACGAUGGAGGACAUGAAGAUGUGCUUCUCGCUCUUCUGCGUCGUCUAUGGCAUCGGUACUCUCGGUAUGCCAGGCAACUACUCCCGCGCUGGCUACGUCUGGGCGACCGUCGCGCUUGCCUUUAUGGCGUCCAUCAACAUUUACGCAUCGGUCUGCAUCUCCAAGGUCAUGAUGGUCGCGCCCAAGAAGGUUCAGACGCUUAGUGACAUUGGCGAGUGGGUCUUUGGCAAGCCCGGUCGCUGGGUCACGGUCAUCACGCACAUGCUCGUGUGCACGAUGGUCCCGAUCGUGUUCUUGGUGCUUGGCGGAACUUUGCUCACGGUGUUGUUCCCGUCGUCGUACGCCGACUCGACGUGGAUCGCGCUCAUGGGUCUCUCGCUCCUUCCCGUCUGCCUCAUCCCGACGCUCAAGGAAGGUGCGGGCACCGCUGCCGCUGGCGCCCUCGGCACAGUCCUCGCGGAUGUGAUUGCGCUCUACAUCCUUGUCGACGAGAUGACGCCGAUGCCGGUCUCGCCGCCGUCGCCCGAGCUCUCGGUGAGCGGCGUCACAGCCGUCUUUGGCAACUUGGCGCUCGCGUAUGGCGCCGGUGUCAUCAUUCCGUCGCUCCAGCGCGAACAUUCGCAGCCCGAGCGUAUGCCGCGCGUGAUUACCGUCACGCUCGGUGUCAUCACGACCUUCUUCCUCAUCAUCUCGAUCACGGGCGUCUCGGUUGUCGGCUGCCAGAUUCCCGGCAACCUCCUCUUUGCCAUCACCGGCACCAAGCUCGGGUUUGAAGCGUCGCGCGGCGGUGUCAUCCUCUCGUUCCUCUUUAUGCAGCUGCACAUCACGAUCGCGUUUGCCCUUGUGCUCUUCCCGGCUAUGUUUAUCGCUGAGCGCCUCGUCCUUGGCCUGCACAAGGAGCUCUUCACGCUCGACGCCGACGCCGCCGCGUACGACGACCUCGAGACGCCGACCAAGGACGACGCCGAGAAGACCGAUGCCCCAGUGCACGUGGCGGACGCCGCUGACGCGUACAAGGCGCCGGGUGCGUACCUCAAGGCCGCGAUCCUUCGUACGGUCAUGGUCGUCCUCUGCGUCGUCAUUGCGAUCAUCUUCAAGGACAAGUUUAGCGAUCUUCUGGAUUUCGUCGGUGCGUCCUGCACGUCGCUUUGCUGCAUGAUUUUGCCCAUCAUCUUCUACCUCAAGACGUUCUACAAGACCAUGUCGCUGCCCGAGAAGGCAUUUGCGAUCGUCUCGAUCCUCGUCACGUCGGCGCUCGCGAUCUACGUGACGAUCAACACGGGCAAGGCCUUGUUCGCGCCCGGCCCACCGGGUCCGCGCUUCCCGUUCUGCGCUGCUGAGUUUCAAGACUUUGUGUACACCAACAAGACGCACUACAACUUUUAAAGUUGACGUGUAAAACUUUGUAAUCAAAUGUAAAAUGUGUGGAAUCGUGC
Saprolegnia diclina VS20 is the source of this 1869-nucleotide messenger RNA. RefSeq lists its product as hypothetical. Gene Ontology annotation, molecular function: amino acid transmembrane transporter activity. The transcript has a single exon. Gene Ontology annotation, cellular component: vacuolar membrane. The record is from RefSeq and is a predicted model, not a curated record. NCBI's taxonomy places the organism in Eukaryota, Oomycota, Saprolegniomycetes, Saprolegniales, Saprolegniaceae. Gene Ontology annotation, biological process: amino acid transmembrane transport. Bases 416 to 1819 code for a protein of 467 amino acids.